AUGGCUCUAUCAAGAGCUUGGUUUGAUCGUUUUUCGAAGGUGGUCAAGAAUCUUGGGUACAUUCAAGGACAAACUGAUCAUACUUUGUUUGCUAAGCACUUUGACAAAGGAAAAUUAACCAUCUUAAUAGUUUAUGUCGAUCAUAUUAAUGUUAUUGGUGAUGAUAUCAGAGAGAUGAAUCUUAACAAGAAAAUGAUGGCAAGGGAAUUUGAGGUUAAGGACCUUGGUGCAUUAAAAUAUUUUCUAUGUAUGGAGUUUGCAAGGAGCAAAAAGGGCAUUUCCUUGUCUCAGAUAAAAUGCACUCUUGACCUCUUGAAAGAAACAGGCAUGCUAGGAAGCAAGCCUAAUAAAACUCCUAUUGAACUUGGGAACAAAGCAAAAAUGUUCAAAAGAGAUCCAGUUGACAACGAAAGAUACCAGCAACUAGUUAGCAAGCUUAUCUAUCUUUCACACACUCGACAAGACAUUGCCUUCGUUGUAAGUCUUGUGAGUCAGUAUAUGCAUAAUCCUUGUCAACAACAUCUUAAUGUUGUCUAUAAAAUUUUGAGAUACUUGAAGCAAACACCAGGGAAAGGACUAUAUUUAAAAAAAAAAACGAGUGAUCAAAAGGUAGAAGUGUUCACAAACACCGAUUGGGCUGGUUCAAUUGAUGACAGAAAGUCCACCUCUGGUUACUAUACUCUCCUAUGGGGUAACUUGGUAACCUGGCAAAGUAAAAAAGCAGUCUGUUGUUGCAAGAAGCAGUGCAAAAGCAGAGUACAAAGCUAUGGCUCAUGGAGUGUGUGA
Molecule: messenger RNA, 786 nt
Organism: Humulus lupulus (European hop)
Lineage: Eukaryota; Viridiplantae; Streptophyta; Magnoliopsida; Rosales; Cannabaceae
Exons: 1
Coding region: 1-786 (261 amino acids)
Source: RefSeq, a predicted model, not a curated record